Molecule: messenger RNA, 997 nt
Organism: Zonotrichia albicollis (white-throated sparrow)
Lineage: Eukaryota; Metazoa; Chordata; Aves; Passeriformes; Passerellidae
Source: RefSeq, a predicted model, not a curated record
UCUGAGAAUGGCAGGGAUGGCGUGAUGCCCCCCAUGCAGGAACUGCCCCUCAGUGCCAGCCUGCAGCUGGCCACUGGCCGCCGGCCCCGGCUCAGCCUCUCCCAGGACACCCUCAGCGCCCUGCUGGAGCAGGGCCAGGGCCAGGGCACCCUCAACCUCAGCAUCACCAGCCUGGCGGGCAGCAAUUCCCCUCUGCAAGGCCAGGUCACCCAGAGCAGUUCGCUGACCGUGUCUGCCCUUUUCCCCUUCAUCCCCCAGCUCAGCCGGUCCCUCCCUGGCUCCCUGCCCCUGGAGCUGCGUGUCCGAGUGAGGGAUGAGCCAGUGGUGGCUGUGAGGGAUGGAAGGGCCACUGUCAUCCUCAGAGCCACUAUUGAUGUCACCAGCCCUGCCCUGCAGACCCCCCAGGGGCUCCUGUUCUCCGUCGAUAUGGACAUCGUUCUGAACAUCACCCCAUCAGUCUCUGAUGGCAAACUGCAAACCUCCCUGGCUCUUGACAGCAUCAACCCGACACGGUUCCCCCAAAGCCUUGAUGCUGCCAGUGCCUCCUCGCUGACAGAAUGGCUCAAGAAGGUCCUCACAGCUGUUUAUGUACCUUCUGUUCAAGAUGCCCUCCGUGUGUCGGUUCCACUGCCCAACGUCCUGAACACCAACCUCAGGAACGCUGCAGUUGCCAUCACUGAUGAGGAUGAGUUUUCUGGCCAGAGCACUCUGGGAAGAUCCUGCUCGGGGGGAACCUCGUUGCUGCUCCCUUUCUGAGGCAGCACAUGCACCCCAAGCCCUGCUCUGCUCCACUCUCUCCCUCUUCCUUUCUCUCCAGUGCUGCUCUGUGCUGUGGCUGUGGCCUGAGCAGGACAGGCAGCAGCCUCUGGCUUGGCUGGUGGAUGUUUGGGGGUUCCUGUGGCCCCUUUUAACAUCCACAGCCAGAAGGCAGACAACUCUUAGGCACAUAGGCUGCUCUCGUAUUGCUCUUUCAAUAAAAUCUCUCCCUGUCACAGUA